AUGACCACGACGCAUGUCAUACAUGACAUAUCAUCCCAAAUCAUUUUGAGCAAGCAGGGAACAACGUUCUUCCCUCAUUGCUUGCCAUCUCUGGCUGACUGGCGCAAGCCUCCUAUAGUCUCUCCUACCCGAACCAAGCCAACCAGCAUUUCGUUUGUUGCCAGCUCUACGCUCACGGCUGCUCGGCAACUGCACGAGCGGAGACCAGACCUUACCCGUACUUCGCCGUAUUCGCUCUCUACUACAUCAAUUGGAGUCCUUUCCUUUGCGUCACCCAAACGUCCCGGCGGAGGCUAUCUACACGGCGGUAACGAGCAAGAGGAGAUCCUGGCCAGGUCUUCGUCGCUUGUAGCUAGUCUUCAGGCCGACCCAGGCAAACAAUUCUACACCACCCACAGGAAAUUCCUUAGUGAAGACGGUGCUGGCAUUCAUGAUCACUCCAUGGUGUACAGUCCAGGCGUUGUCGCUUUUCGCCAAGAUGAUAGCGACGGCGCAUCUCCACUCACGACUGUGUCGCCAAAUGGCUUCAUCUCCCCUUAUCUUAUUAAUGUUCUCUCGGCUGUGCCUGUUAACGCAGCCGCAAUACGUCAGAACUACAAAAUCACUCCUUCGAACGCUCACAUCUUUAAGGACGGCAUACGUGACAAAAUGCGAGACCGCAUGGCAAGGGCACUUCGCAUCUUUGAGGCACGCGGUGACCGAGCUCUCGUCCUCGGUGCGUUCGGGUGUGGUUCCAGCGAGAACAAAGUUGAAAUGGUUGCGGAGAUAUGGGCAGACCUCCUUGUGUACGGGGAACGCGAAGAGAAUCGUGAAGAUGGAAAGACGACUGUUCCACGCGCGGCGUUUAAAGACUCGUUCGAAGAUGUUGUGUUCGCUGUUCCCGGUAAAUUAUUUGAGCCCUUCAAGAAGGCGUUUGACAUGAGAGUUUUCGAAGCGGAGGUGUCUCAGGCAGCCAGUGAGUAG
Suillus clintonianus is the source of this 963-nucleotide messenger RNA. RefSeq lists its product as uncharacterized. The transcript has a single exon. The record is from RefSeq and is a predicted model, not a curated record. NCBI's taxonomy places the organism in Eukaryota, Fungi, Basidiomycota, Agaricomycetes, Boletales, Suillaceae. The coding region runs from base 1 to 963 and encodes 320 amino acids.